Styela clava is the source of this 7349-nucleotide messenger RNA. RefSeq lists its product as uncharacterized. The record is from RefSeq and is a predicted model, not a curated record. NCBI's taxonomy places the organism in Eukaryota, Metazoa, Chordata, Ascidiacea, Stolidobranchia, Styelidae.
GCUGCAUGCAUUUAGCUUCCUUGUUUCGAUCUGUCAGGGAAUUGAAGUCUGUGUAGCUCUAAAUGAUCCUUCGUCGUGAAGAAUAAUGGAAGAUCUUGUUCAAAGUCUUUUUAACGAGUCUGGGGCGGAAGGACAAUAUACCGGGACUACUACUGUUGAUGAAGUGCCAGGCUCUUCUGUUUUAUCCACAAAUCCCACAAUGUCGAGUUCACAGACACAGUGGUGUCAGGCUUGCGCAAAUUUAGCAAAAGAUAUAGAGGACAAAUAUACUCGCAGUUUUGUGGCCAUAAAGCAGAAGAUCUUUUUCACAGAUAACCUGAUACAAAUGUAUCAAACAUGUAAAAAGCAAUUAGAAGAGAAUACUGAAAAAUUAAAUCAAACAACCAAGGACAGACAUCUUAUCCAGUCUCAGCUAGAGUUGCUAUUAUCAAAAGAAGAGCCCUCAUUCACUGAAACGACGAACCUUCGAAAUGAGGUUAUAACAUUGAAAGAAACUAUUGAAAGUUUAAAAGCACAAUUGCAUGGAAUGGAUGAGUCGAGAAGAAUUCAUGAGGAAUCAAUUAAAAUACUAAAGGCAGAAGAUACUGGGAUGGUUUUUGAAUUAAAAAAGAAACACAGAAAAGAGAUCACAGAUUUGAGAGAUGAACUAAGUGAGAAAAGUUCAAUGAACAAAAAACUGAAGAAAAGGAAUCGGAAUCUACGAGACACCAUCAGCAAAUUACGAGAGAGUAAAAAUAGAAUAAGAAGAAUUAGUAAAUCAUUGUCUAAAGAUGGCAGCACUAAAAAUAUAACAAUGUCAAGUGAUGCGGAAAUGAAGUCAUCAAACGAUCAGGAUGAAUCCAUGAAUUUUUAUCAAAAUGAAGAGAGCAAUUUAUCAAUGGGAUCAGACGUAACAAGUUCACAGAUCAACCCGACUAAUCUUGAUAAUACAGUAUUUGAAGUUCCCAGAAGAAGUCACAGAAUUUCAUCAAAUAAAGACCAAAAGCAGGAAAAGGUAGCGUAUAUCACAAGCACUACUGAUGAUUCUGCUGAUGAAAUGAUCAUUGAUAAUUCUAAACCUCAAGACAUUGCUGACGAUGUUGUGUCAAGUACAAGCGUUCUUCCACAUGUCAGUGAAAACAAGAAAAAACUAUAUAAAGAUCGAAUGAUGGAGAUGAAAAGAAAGAGAGCGAUUACAUCAUUUAGGAGGCGUCCUACGCAAAACCAGCUCUUAGAAUUGCACGAGUUGGCCAUUACAUGGAAAGAUAAAUUUACAAAUGAAUCUUCAUUUGGGAAGGAAAAAUCGAUUGAACAUUUAAUGGCAUACGUGUCUGAAUUCUGUGAAAAGCAGUUUCUGCAAACUUAUGAAACACUUGUGAUUAACAAAUUAUAUAAAUUACAUAAGGGAAUGUUCUCAGAAGAGCAGCAAUCAUGGCUUCAUAGCUUAAUUAAUUCACUACCAGAAACAUAUUUGUCUACAUCAGAGCAUUGUGCAUCUGAUGGUGAUCGAAAGACAAAACCAAUGGAUAUGCCAGAGUGUCAUGUUUCGUCUACUCAGAAAGUAACGUCUCCAGAUGUUUCACCUCGAGAAUCAUCAUGCUCUUCUCUUUUCAAUGUCAGCAAAAAAACUCAUAAAGUUGAUGAAAUCACCAAUAAGGAUAAUCAUACCAAACUUAGUAAUUCUACCGCAACAGUGAUUUCAUUAUCGGAUGAUAUUAAGACGUCAAAUAUAGAUGGAAAAGCAUUGGAUAAAACUUCUGAAAGUCCUAUUGUUGAUUUGACACUAAUAGAUUCUGAUUCUGAAGUCACAAAUUUAGAGGAUAAACAAAAAACUCAGAAAAGAAAUUUCAAAAUCUCAAAAAUGUCUGGUAAUAAUAAGAAUAAAGUACAACGAAAAAAUAUCAAAAUUCCUGUAACGGCAUCAACGGAUAAUCAAGAUAAUUUUAUUGAUGUGGAAUCAUUAUCUGACGAAGCAGAAAACUCGGAAAUCGAUAAGAAUUCGAGCAGUCAAGUUGAUAGUAUAAACAGUCCAAAAGCUGACAACUCUGCUCUAAUCACAAUAGAAAACAAUAGUUCACAAGUUCUGGUUUCCUCUGAUAAUGAUGAACCCGUCGAAGAUUAUGUUUCGGAAAUGCCUGACAUCAGUGAUAUUGGAGAAUCGCAAGUUACUAAGAAGAAGACUGUGGAGCAUAUUUCUGAAAUGCCUGUUAUAGAAAAUAUUAUUAAUUCUGACGAACAUAACACGAAUGAAAACAGACAAAAUGAAAUAGAGAAUUUCAAAAAUACAUCUCAUAAUGAUGAUAUCAAUCUAACUGAAAUUCAAACACCCAAAAACUCUGAAAUUCGUCAGGCUGAAUUAUCAGUAGAUGAAGAGAUGGGUACAACAUUGUCACUGGAAAAAGAUAUGGAGACAUGUACAGAAAAUUUAAAGUCGCAGGAUACUAAGAGUUUGAGUGAAAAGGAUGUGGAUGACACAAACAUUAACAUUGUUCAUCAUAAGCCAAGAAUAUCUAGAGUUGAAACUGGGAGCACUCAAGUUCAUGACAAGAAUAAAAACAUUAUUAAUGAUAAUUGUGUCGAAGAAAGGCCUAAGAGGAAACGUAAAAAUUCUAGUUCAUCUUCUGAAAGAUCUCGGCCGAAAAAGGUGCAGAAAUUCCAAGAACCGACUGCAUUACCACCUGUCAUUUCUACGCGGUCCCGGACGAGAUCUAUAACUACUGAUAGUUCCAGUGAUCAUGAAAUUACGUUACCUGUCCCUUCUAGCCCCCUCAGAAGAAGCGGGAGAAUUGGAAGUAGAAAUCGUACUACUUCAUCGUCAUCUGAAAGUUCAAAGGAUGGUGCAAAAGCUUUACAACGACAGAAGAAAAUUAAGGAUACGAAAAGCGUCAAGCAAAGGAAUAAUAAGUCUGUUGCUAUAAAGAAAGAAGAAAAGCUUAUUAACAAGAAGAAAAAUUAUCAAAAAACCCUUUCAGAUAAGAAUUUUGAAAUAAACGAACUCGACACGUUAGACAUGCAAAAAGAUCUGAUAUGUGAAAUAAGUAGUGAUUUGAGACCUAUUCACAACAACAAACAAUCAAACUCGAAAGACGAGAAUACUAUUCCUCAAAUUGUUGAAGAUCUUGUCUAUUUGGAAUCGCCUAUGUCAACUUCAAGCUCCGAAUUUGGGGAUCAGGACAUCAGUUCACUCACUGAUUUGAAUAAAUGGCAUUGCAGUGUUAACAAAAUUAUGAAACAAAUGACUUUUGAUGUUGGGAAUGCAAUAUCACCCUUGCCAACUACACCAUUGGGAGAUGAGUUUAUAGAUCAUGAAGAAGAAAGUUUGGACGUUGGACAGACAGAGAAAGAAAAAACAAGUAACAAUAUUGAAGAGGAGAUUAUGAAAUUGCCAGAAAGCAUUGAUUUAAAUCUUAAUACUCCAGAUUCUGCCAAAUGUGAUGAUUCAAUUUCUCAAGUAGAUGAAGUGGAAAAGAUUGGAGAGGCAGAAAAAGAAGAACAAUCAAUCAGCAAUUCUGAAAUUGUGGCAUCGUCAGAAAAUCCACCCAUAAAUGUUAAUAUAACAGAUUCUGCUAAAGGUAGAGAUUCCAUUUCGCCAAGCACUGUGUUGUGUACUGCAAUCAACUUCGGAACACCAUCUAAAGAUUUUAGCAAGAAUACUUUGGAUAUAGAUAAAAUUGCCUCCAUUGAAAAUUCCUUAAAACCACCUGUCAUCAAAAUCGCUUCUGUUCUGCGAAGUCCUUCAUCUUUGAGUGACGACAUCAUUUUAAAAUCAUCUGCUGACCAGCCAUCUUGCUCAAAAUCACUCCUUUUUGGAACGGGGAGUGUUGCAAAGGACAUUUUAAAACCCAGACGAUUUAGUUGCGAAGCGCCAGAGAGGGCUGUAAAUGUUCGUCCAAUAAAACCAAUUGUCAAAGGUGCGUCAUUUGAUGUUCAAUCUCCGCUCAUUUUCAACAAAAAUAAAGAUUUAAGGAAGACUUGCAGCCUGCCACCACACAGAAAAGAAGGGGAUGUCCCAUCUCAUUGGCAUUCUUCUGUAUCACACAAAGAUAGCAACAAAGAAAAAAUUAGGAAUUUUUCGGAAAAUUCUGAUAAUCCACUAGAGAUUUUAACUGGAAGUGAAAAUGAUGGAGAUAUUGAAGUUGAAUUAGCAAAUAUUAAUAAUAUAUCAUUUGGUAGUGAAGGAAAUAUGGUAGCGGAUGAAAUAGAUUUCCAAACAGGCAUAGAGGGUUGUGUGACACCAAAUGAUUUUGAUGCAGAAACAUGGCUAAAUGAUAUGACAGCAAUUAGUCCUUUGUUAACUGAUAUGGAAAGCGGUCCAGAUGAAGAAAUACCCCAGCAAAAUAAUGAAUCUGAUCCUACAGGAAGUGUAUGUGCUGAAACCAUAAGUUUGAACUGUGAUAAUUAUGACGAUCAUCAGAUGAAAAGUCUUGUUGGUUCUGAUCAUGACAAUUCAGAAGAAGUUAGUACUGAGCAAGUUCAACCAGAUUCAAGGUCUUCUGUAAGCAUUCCGGGUGAAAUACAAAAGCCCUCAGAAUCUAGCAAAAUUGGUCCUACUGAUUCAAUUUGUAUGGAUGUCAACGAUAAUGCAAUAAAUGCUUCUCAUACUGAAUAUGCAUCAUGUGAUUCUUCCACAGAAGAUGGUAAUUUAAUUAUGGAUUUUUCUGAAGAUGAUGAUAUGAAGAUAUCAAAUGCAACAGUUAUGGACAUACCCAUGUCAAAAUCUGGUAACCGUAAAAAGAAGUCUAAUGACAAAUCAUCAAAUAGAAACAAAGGUAAUGCCGAGAAUUUAGAAAUAGACAAUGAGAAUUCUGACGAAGAUAAUCAAGAAAAUAUAAAUCAUGCGAAUGAUUCUAUAAUGGAGUCUGCAGCAAAUGCUGUCAAAAAAUCAGUAAAUUCUAUGGAUAUUUUAGUAAACAUUGAAUCAAACCUGUCUGAUAACAAAAACGAUUUUCAGAAAGAAAAACAGAACGAAACUGAACAGCAAAACCAAAUUGAUGUCAAUCCUUCUCAUUCUAGUAAUAAAUUGAAUGAAUCUGCAUCACAUAUUCCUGCACAAACUAAUACUUCUACAGCUGAAGAAUUAAACUCAUCUAGUAACCUAGUACAUACUCGAAGUGAUAUAAAUGAGAAUUUUAGAAUUAAAAGAUCUGAAUUUAAAAGAAUUUCUAGUCCUCAAAAUCAACCGGUAGUGUGCUUAAGUGCAGAUUUGUCGGAACAGAUUCGUAUUUCUACCUGCGAUACAGCGAAUGUAAAGUUUGUACGCUCACCAAACAAAAGCCAAAUUCCGCCAACUUCUGAAGAAACUGAACCGUCAACGAUACAAACUGAUGUAAAUGUUGCAUCGCAAAUAACAGCAAAUGAAACAGAUGAUGAUAGUGAUGAUUUACCUUUGAGUAUGUUGGUUGACUCUUUUGAAUCAAAGAAGAAAACCAAUGUCGCAACUAAAGAAAACCCUUUAAAAUCAAAUUCAUCUUCCACCAAAAUAUUUCCGUCAUCUAAAAAUAAUAACUCACUGGUUACAUCAAAACAAUGGAUUACGGAAUCGUCUGAAAUUGAUGGAAAAUUUGUCAUCAACAACUUGAAAGACGUUAAUUUUCUUUUGUUGAGUCACAAACAAAACAAGAAGCUGGAUGUAAAGUUUCAUAAAAAUUUUCUUCCUUCUUGUGUUUUCAAUAUGUUGAAGAGAUCAACCGGCAGCAGUAUUAACAUUUUUCAAAAUGAUUUUAACAUUUAUGAUGGUUUUCUGGUCACUGAUCUUUCUCAUCAUGAGUGUGCUUAUAUCAAACGAAUGAGAUUGAUUCAAACUACUGGAAUUUGCAAUGGAAAAUUCAUCGAAAUUAUGGUUCUUCCAUUAUUAUUGAAAAUCUUUAUGUAUUUUCCACAAAUGGCUCCUUGUCAUUUUCCAAAUGAUAGAACAGCUACUGGACUGCAGCUCUUAUCAAGAUUAAAAAGUGAUUUUGUGCCAGAAGGAGUCGAUCUUUCAAUGUAUGAAGGUCAUGCAAAAACAUUCUCCCUCGUACGAGUCAUCAGCUUCUUAUGCAGGAUUAGCUCCUCAUUGUCGUCUUUUUAUGCAUUUUGUAGAUACUGUUUGAUAUGGCAGCAAGGUCAAAUACUUUUUACCUUAUUGCAAGGUUUAUUGUGUUGGCCAAAAGCAUUAACAUUGUAUCCUGGGAUUGGAAAAUCAAUUAUACGAAUCAUAAAAAGACAACUAACAUCUCCUCUCAUUAUCACUGAUGCCGAAAAAGUUCUUGAAUUGUCAAGACAGGUUCAAUGGAUUGAAGAGCAAUGCAGCUGGGGCAAAGUAGAUAAGAUUAUACAAAUGAAAGCAUUUGAUGAACCAUUAUCUGGUAUAGUGGAAGCUAAAUUUUCGGGGGAAUUCGAAGAAUUUUUGCGCAAAGUAGAAAAUGGUAUUGAUACUACUGAUGCUGUGUUGCCCAUUACAGUUUUUGAUGGAAAAACAACAUUAACGAUAAACAUGUUUGAAUUACUACAAAAGGAAUCAACAAUGGAAAUUGUUAAAUCAGUGGUUUUGGACAAGUUGUUUUGGCCAAUCUUAAAUAAAUGGUCCAGACAUAUCCAUAUACAUGGUGAUGACGAUAACGGAAGAGAAGUUUCCAAUGUGUGCAUUGUUGCUCUAAUCUACACAUUUUCAUUGUUCUUGUCUUCGUAUUUAUUGAGACAGCGUCAUUCUCACAAAACACAACACACAUUGCCAACCUAUCAGUCGCAUUAUAAAAUUAUAUGUGGAAUGGUGGAACAGUUCUCAACACUUUAUUUGGAAAAAGCUCCAAGGAUUGUGCAAUGUGCUUCUGCUUCAUUCUUGCUACGAACAUGUUUUGUUAAUCCAAGCAAUGCCUAUCAAGCUUUAAUGAAAUGGGUGAAAGCAACAACAACUGGUCGAACACAACGUCAUAAGCACCUAUCGCUUGUGGUGGCUUUUUCCUGUUGCACAGAAGAAAAGCUUAAAAUGAUUUGCAACCGUUUAGAUAUGAAUUUCAGCAUACCAGGCGAAGGCCUGGUAUCUUAUUUAUGGCCGAGUUAGUGUGUUGCUCAGUUUUUGUUUACUAGAUUAAUCUUAUCAGUUAUGGAUUUGUAAAAUCCGGUUUUGGACAAAGAGAUGUCUCAAUUCUCUUGUUUCUAACAUGGAGACUUUACAAGAAUAUACUUGCUCUCAAUGUUGUAACAAAAUAAUAUCACCCGAUUCUUGUUUGAAAUGUUCCACUGCCUCUGUUUUUUCUAUAAAAAUAAUGUUCUAUGUUUAUUUCUCUGUUUUCUGCUACUUCUCGAUUUUAUUUCUUUUUUGUCACACUCCUGCUGCUAUUUUUUUCUUUCUGCUCGAUGUAAUAAUUCAUUCACCACCACUGUGCAAAUAA